Molecule: messenger RNA, 7196 nt
Organism: Vigna umbellata (rice bean)
Lineage: Eukaryota; Viridiplantae; Streptophyta; Magnoliopsida; Fabales; Fabaceae
Product: P-loop containing nucleoside triphosphate hydrolases superfamily protein
Molecular function (GO): helicase activity
Source: RefSeq, a predicted model, not a curated record
AUUUACGUAGCGCGCGAAUAGAAUGUAACAAGUGAAGAUAAAAAACCCUGCCUUCACCCUAAUCUUUUGCAGUCCAGUCUCAAGGAGGUCGCGUUUUGAAAUUAGCGUGAUAGACAUCAUCGUAAUCUUAAUAUUUAUAUGAUUUAAAAUCUGCAGGAUAAACCCUGCCAUAUCAAUGGUAAUGGCGAACAAACUUGCUGGUAGGCGGGAACUACUGGACCGUUGGAGAGGCAUCGCGGAAGAAGAGGAGAACGACGAUGACGAUCAUGUUGAUUCCUCCAAGAGUCGUAACCUCCACCUCCUCAAACAACAAUGGUUUGCAGAUGCAUAUAAUUUUCUAAUUUGUUUGCCUGGUGGAAGUCAUAUUUGGUGUGGCUUUUCGGAUAUAAUGGGACCGCUUUUGGAGACUUUUUACAAUUACUUCAAAAAUGAUUGUCAAGAUUCACCUCUGAGGCUGUUAUGGAAGAGAAUAUCUGAUGAAAUGGGUCUUUGCCUUCAAUGCAUUUCUCAGCAUCAUCAAGCCCAACACAUGUAUAACACGGAGUAUGAGUCUAGUUCUAUUGGUCCUCUUCUCGAUGUCUUGCAGAAGCUUGAUUGUGAAAGGGUGACAUUACGUCUGAGGGAUGUGAAUAGAAAAAUAGCAGGGGAAAUGUAUGAUCCUGCCUGCGAUAAUGCAGAAGUUGUUAAUGUUUUGUAUGAGGUGUUGAUGUUCCCAUUCCUCUUAGAUUUUGAGUCUCUAUUCACUGAGUUUGAGUUGUUUGUUGAAGCUAUCGACAAUAAGCAUGAGUUGGCUUUGUCUGGGCAUCAACAAUUUCCGGGAGUUUAUGCACUACUAUUUUGCAAGAGAAGCGUUCGUUCUGUUGGAUAUCGUUUAGCAGGAUCAAUGGGCAAAAUCAGGAGAGCAACAGACUUGGAACCUUUGCAGCCAUUGCUUAAGAAAUUUAUUGGCUGUUUAGAGGCAGAUGCUUUACCAGUGGCUUUGGAGACCUCAACACCAAGAACUCAAUUGGAUCGUGUGUCUUUAUGGAUUGGUAUCAAAUCACUGCUUGGCUUCUUGGACCCUUCAACUUUUGAAGAAGGGAUAUUGGAACGGUAUCCGUUUUUUGUCGAUAUUGUACUCAAUCAUAUUAGUGGUGAUUCACUUGAAUUUUCACACGCCGUUACUUGCUUGAGACUCCUCUUUGAAAUGCUUGGUUGUAAGCUUUGGUUAAGGUCUACAUUGUCUCCAAGUGUAAUGCGCAACACUCUAAUUGGUCAAUGCUUCCAUACUUGCAAUGAGAAAAUCCAUAAAGAUAUUUUUGGUCUAUUCCAACCUUUUCUACAGUCUCUUGAAGCUUUGCAAGAUGGAGAGCUUGAAAAGCAGCGUAGGUAUUUUCUCUAUUUUUUGCUCCAUCAAGUGCCAGUGAGCAGUAACUUCAGCGUUCUAACAAGGAAAUUGGCAUGUCAGAUAGCGCUUCAUAUUGUACACCGAGGUUACAAGAUGAACCCGCCUUGUCCUCCCUUUGAGUGUGCACAUAUGUGGGGGCCUUCCCUUGUAUCAUCUCUGAAGGACUCCUCGCUCCACAGUUCUUUAAGGCAACCUGCAUUUGACCUUAUACAGACCAUCAUAGUUUCAGAUGCUACUGCAUUACUGCAUUCAGUGCUGAAUUGCUGCACAACUCUGAGCACUGAUCGUGGCAUUACAGAUGAGGUCAUUAAGUUGGAUGAUGAAAAUGAUGAUAUUUGUCUGCCAUCUUUUCCAGACAGCAAAGAGAAUGAUAAUAGUAGUUCUUGGAGUCACUUCAAAGUUCAAAGUGGAAUAACUUCUCAAGAUUGCCGACAGUGGAUAUGCAUUCCCAUGUUAUGGGUUGACGUUUUAGUUGAUAUUAAUCCCUCAGUCCUUCCAAUUUCAUUUUCCAAAGCUGUUUUCUGGGCACGAUCUCGUUUUCCUUUGGUAGAAUAUGAGAAUAGUGCAGAAAUGGUGCUUCCAAACAGAUCUUUCCUUUCAUCUUAUGCUCCAGAAAUUUCCUCUUCAUUUGAAUGGAAGGUUCCAACUGGAACUGAUGAUGGUGGAGAUGGAAACAAAUCAAAAAACUCAGUUGAAGUGUUGACUAUGUCUCGUCCUUUAUUAAGAACAUUUAUUAGGUUAACUGCACAUUUUUUAGUCCAGAUAAGACAUGGAGAACUUCGAAGUCAGUGGACUUGGGAACCAUUGAUGAGUGAAAGCUUAAUCCUUUCACUCUUAGACCCGAAUGAUGAUGUUAGACAAUUUGGAAAGUCUAUGUUAGAACAAAUUUCAGAUACUCGGGGUCUUUCAAGUGGAUUGAAAUUUCUCUGUUCUCACAAGACCUCUUUGUAUGCAACUAUUCAGGGCCUCAAGCAUGCUAUGGAACUGGUGCAACUGGAUUCUGUUCUGUUGAAGUUUCAUACGCUACAUCAUUUUUGGUUUCUUUUAUGCAAAUUACUCAAAGAUGAGGGUCUACUUGCCCCAGAGUUGCCCGAUAAUACACAUAGUGUCUUGAGAAUGCCAAAAUUCUCCUCACAGGGUGGGUUUUUAAAGCAGCCAGCUUUCAGUUCUUUGCCUGAGAAUGUUGUUAAAAAUGUUGCCAAUGUUGAACAAAGAACAAAGGAAAAAUUUGGAUGUUUGCUAUGUGAAAAGGCAUGGCAUAUUUUCUGUAGAUGCUUGGUAAAUGGCAAAAACUUCAUUGAUUACAAUCUUUGCCAGAUGACUUGUGUACGAUUACUUGAGAUUCUCCCUGUUCUUGUCAAUGAACUUUGUCUAUCUGGUGAUAAAGAGAUGGGGAAUCUCACAAUGCUUGUACAAAAUAAAUUGAAUUUCAAAUGGCUUCAUGAUCUUAUGGAAUGGGGGAAGUCAUCACUUAAAGUUGUAAUUGUAUAUUGGAAGCGUGCUGUUACUGAUAUCCUGAAUCAGCUGAAAGCUUCUUGUGAUAAAACUUCUCUGUCAACAAUCAUGACCAUAGAAAAUCUUAUUUUGAAUGAUGGUUAUACUUUGGAAGAAUUGACAGAACAACUGUCAUGCCUGUCCGUUUCUUUAUCUAGGGUAGGAUCUCAUAACUCUAAGGAGGAAACCGUGAACUCUGAAUCAUUGGUAUCUGGAAGAUUGCCAUUUGAGAAGGGCUGUUUUACUUCAGAUGUUCAUUCUUCAUCCAUGGAGUAUAUAGACUUACAAAAUCUGGACUCUAAAAAUGUGAUUGGCAACAAAAGCACUAACAGUGUAAUUAUUCUUUCCGAUGAUGAAGUGGAACCAAAAGUUUCUUCCAAGAAAGACAUUUUAUCAGUUGGUGAUGAUGUUCAUCACAUUUCUGAUGGCAAUAUUGUGCCCCAUGAUUUUGGUACUAGCUUACCAGCUGCUGACCCUUCAAACCAGAAUGUUUCAUUCAUUAAAACUUUGAAGAAAAGGAAGGAGUCCUUCCAGAAAAAGGCCAGUUUUGGUAAUUUAAAUGAUAAGCCUGUGGUGACUUCGUUUAUUGAUUCAGAAGGCUCAGACAGUUGUAGGAAAGAAGCAAGUUCAAAAUCCAAGGAUAUGGACAAUUUGACAAAGCUUUCGGAUGAAGGUGCCAAUGCUAAAAAUUUGAAUAAAACUCGUGGCAGCAUGGCUCCCAAAACUGUUGACACUGUGUCAAGUACUUGUAGUAAAACGUUAUGUGAUCAAGGUGCAGAUGGUGAUCCCCUAGAGACUGCAUUAAAAUCUGUGGGACGUGUCCAGUUGCAUGUACCAAAGCCUACAAUUUUGAAAAGACAAGUUAUUCAACUCAAAACACCCUUUGAAAACAAAUCUAGUUAUCUUCGUAAAUUGGAGGAUCCAAUGAAAAGAUUCAGGCCACCAAGGUUGGAUGAUUGGUAUAAAGCUAUUCUUGAGAUAGAUUAUUUUGCAACAAUUGGAUUGUCAUCCAAGAGAAAAGAUGAAAACCAAACUGUUAACAAAUUAAAGGAAGUUCCUGUAUAUUUUCAAUCUCCUGAACAGUAUGUUGAGAUAUUUCAGCCAUUAGUUUUGGAGGAGUUCAAAGCACAGCUACAAAAUUCUUUUCUUGAAAUGUCUUCAUGGGAGGAUAUGCUUUAUGGAGUUCUUUCUGUGAUGUCAAUUGAGAGAAUUGAUGAUUUCCAUAUUGUACGCUGUGUCCAUGAUGAUGGUGAUUCUGCAAAAUGUAGGAGCUUUGCUGAAAAUGACUUUCUUUUGCUAACAAAAGAUCCUCCUAAAAAAUCUUCUCAUGAUGUUCAUAUGGUUGGAAAGGUUGAAAGGCGUGAGAAAGACAAUAAAAGAGGUUCAAGUAUUAUUCUCAUCAAAUUCUAUUUUCAAAAUGGUUCUUUACGAUUAAAUCAAGCUAGAAGGAAUCUCACUGAACGAAGUAAAUGGCAUGUUUGUCGUAUAAUGAGCAUUACCCCACAAAUGCGAGAAUUUCAUGCACUGUCAUCAAUAAAAGACAUCCCUUUGCUUCCUCUCAUUUUGAAUCCUGUCAACAAUUCCUUUUGUUUCAACGAAUGUAAAGAGGUAGAUCUCACCAAUUUGUGCCAGUCAUUGCAGCAAACUCUGAGGUCAACAUUUAAUGUCAGUCAACUUCAAGCAAUAAGUGUUGCUAUUGGAAGGGCCAAAGCAAAAAAGACUAUUGAAUUAUGUCUAAUUCAGGGUCCUCCAGGAACUGGGAAGACUCGGACUAUUGUUGCAAUUGUCAGUGCUCUUCUAGCUUCUCAACCAAAGAUGAGUUGUCUAAAAAAUCCUUCAGGUGAAAACUUGUACCAAAAUUCUUCUACAUACUCAAGACCGAAGGUUAGUCAGAAUGCUGCCAUUGCAAGGGCAUGGCAAGAUGCAGCAUUGGCCAGACAGUUGGCCAAUGAUAUGCAAAAUUCUUCAACAUCUUUUGGAAAUUAUGUGAGACAGAGAGUGCUUAUCUGUGCUCAAUCUAAUGCUGCAGUGGAUGAGUUGGUGGCAAGAAUUUCUAGCCAUGGCCUUUAUGGCAGUGAUGGGAAAAUGUACAAGCCUUAUCUCGUGAGGGUUGGAAAUGCAAAAACAGUUCAUUCAAACUCAUUGCCAUUCUUUAUUGAUACAUUAGUUGAUCAACGUGUAGUUGAAGAGAGGAUGCAUUCAAAUGUUGUGAAUAGUGAUUUAGGGGUAGAUUCAUCAGCCAUGCUGCGGUCUAAAUUAGAGAAACUAGUUGAUUCUAUUAGGUUUUACGAAGCCAAGCGUGCUAACUCAAAGGAUCAGAAUUCUAAUGUUAAAAGUCAUCUGUAUAAUGAUUCUCUUAAGACAAAUGAGAAGGAAAUGUCAGAGACAGAAAUUGAAAUGGAGUUACGGAAACUGUAUGAUAAAAAACGACAAAUAUAUAAAGAUCUUUGUAGUGUUCAGACUCAGGAGAAGAAAGCCAAUGAAGAAACCAAGGCUCUUAGGAAUAAGUUGCGGAAGGCUAUACUAAAGGAAGCUGAAAUAGUGGUAACUACAUUGAGUGGCUGUGGUGGGGAUCUUUAUGGGGUGUGCUCUGAGAGAAUGUUAAACUCCAAGUUUGGGGGGACAUCUGAACAUACCCUUUUCGAUGCUGUUGUAAUUGAUGAAGCUGCCCAAGCUCUUGAGCCAGCUACUCUGAUUCCUCUUCAGCUUUUAAAGUCAAGUGGAACCAAAUGCAUUAUGGUUGGUGACCCAAAGCAGCUUCCUGCAACUGUCCUCUCAAAUGUUGCCAGCAAAUUUCUUUAUGAGUGUAGCAUGUUUGAACGCUUACAAAAGGCUGGGCAUCCUGUUAUUAUGCUUUCGGAACAGUAUAGGAUGCAUCCAGAGAUUUGCAAGUUCCCAUCAUUGCAUUUCUAUGACAACAAAUUACUGAAUGGAAGCCAAAUGUCUAACAAAUCAGCACCAUUUCAUCAAAUCAAUGGUCUUGGGCCAUAUGUGUUUUAUGAUAUCAUUGAUGGCCAGGAGGUUCGUGGUAAAAGUUCUGGUGUAAUGUCACUUUGUAAUGAGCAUGAAGCUGAUGCUGCGGUUGAAGUACUAAAGCUUUUCAAGAAAAGGUACCCUGCUGAAUUUGUUGGUGGAAGAAUUGGUGUGAUUACUCCAUACAAGUCUCAACUUUCCCUUCUGCGAUCUCGGUUUCUUAAUGCUUUUGGAUCUUUGAGUGCAGCGGAUAUUGAAUUUAACACUGUGGAUGGUUUUCAAGGUAGGGAGGUGGAUAUAUUGUUACUUUCUACUGUAAGAGCAGCUCAUUCAGGUGUUACUACUUCCGUAGUAAACUCAAACUCUAUUGGAUUUGUUGCUGAUGUGAGACGGAUGAAUGUUGCCUUGACAAGGGCCAAGUUAUCACUUUGGAUUUUGGGUAAUGCUAGAACUUUACAGACUAACCAGAACUGGGCUGCUCUUGUGAAGGAUGCUGAAAAAAGAAACUUGAUAAUGAGGGCUAAGAUGCCAUAUCAUUCAAUGUUCAAAACAGAUAAAAAUAAUUGCUCUGUUGAAAAUUUUGAUAAUCACGCAAGACCAUUGAAACAUGAGAAGAAGGUUAAGGAUAGUGACCAGACUAUAAACAAAAUUUUGCUUCAUGGAAAGGAUACUGUUGAAAUGAAAAAGAAACGUGUUGCCUCUGAAGUCUGGGACAGGAAUAAGGGUAAUGGGGAUGAGAAGUCUUCUUCAGCUUUGGGAAAAUAUGCUCCAUGUAAGGGAAGGAAAUCUGAAGAUGAGCAUUUCUCCAUUACUAAGGAUAUGGGAAAUAAAACAUUGGGUAAAAGACAAUUAAAAUUUCAACAAUCAAGGAACAAUUUAGACUUUCCAGUGGAAGAGGCAAGUGGUGGGCAAAAGGUAUCAAAAAGACCAACUUUGCAUUCUGGAGGGAAUAGGAGUAGUUCUACUGAAAUUUCUGUUUCCUCAAUGAAAGGCAGUCACAAAGAGAAAGAUGCAGUUGAUCAAGGUACUGCUUCUAAUAAAAUUAAAGUUGAUGAAGUUUCAAAAAGGAAACAGCAGCGUGAAGCUGUAGAUGCUAUUCUUUACUCAUCUUUGAUAUCUACAAAGAAGGAAGACACUGUGACAAAAGUUUCUGCAAAAAGGCCCUUUUCCUCAUCUGUUGCUAGUAGGAGUAUCAAGCCGUCUAAGAGCAAAAGUGGUAAACUUCUGCCUUGACUUGUUUAGUAUGAUUUAUCUUUUAGUUGAUUUGAAUACAAGGAUGCUAAGAAAGUAAUACUCUAUAUCCUUGAUAACAAAGGCUAAUCUGCUAGGGAAUUUUUCUAUC